UCGUUUUUGCAAGCACACUCCGUAAGUGUACCUGGCGAAAGAUUGCUGUGAACUGUGAACAUUUUUUUACUGGCGGACUGAUAGACGUUAGAUUUACUAAAUCUACAGAGGACGAGGCAGACGACACCCUGGGGGUGACCGAGACAGAGUGAAAGACACACCGAGAUUGACGAGCAAGGCCAAGAAUUUAGUAAAGACCGCUUCCGAAGAGAUGGCGUACCGACACAUGCGUCACAACGCGCCAGGCUAUGCGUGUGUGCUGGCCAGCUCUGGGGCAGCACUGGCCUAUCUCUACCCACACACCGUGGGCUUGAAGCACUACACACCUGACUCGCACCGCGACACGCCGGGCCUCGACCUCACUUUGGACGUAGACAUACGGCUCAUGGCGGAGGAGAUAAAAAGUGAGCUGCGUUGGUCGCAGCGUGCUGAGAUGACUGGCAGUGUCCUUGAACUGAUUCCGUCAAGGUCGCUGGAGCUGAGCCACGCAGGCUCCAUGGCGACCAAGUGGGGUGCGGUGGUGGGUGUGCCCGUGCACUUCUCCCCCCACUUCCUGCCGCAGGCUCGCCACGACUCACGUUUGCUGUCAGACUUAGGAAUUGACGCGGCCUCGGAGCAAGGGGAGGCCAUCCUCCGCUCGCUGGCCUUGAGCAGACACGCCAAGAAGUUUGCCCUGGCCAGGGAAAUGUGCCAGGCCAAGUCGUCGCGGAUCUACGUCAACGCGUUUGUGCUGGGCGUGUCGGUGACUUGUUGCUACCUCGUGACACGCGCCCUGUCGCAGGCAGUGGCGUGGCGCGGCGCCACCCUCCUCUCCUUCCUGUUGGUUGUCCCCACUGUGACUUUUGCCUAUCUGCAGGCGUUUGACUAUAACACCCGGGCCUCGCAGCGGCGAGCGGACGUGAAGGCGGCUGGUCUCGGGGAAAGUGUGGCGCGCGCCGGGCUCGACUUCUACCAGGCGGUCGUGGUCAGAGAACGCCUGGCCACUCAAACAACUCUUGGUGGGGGACACACGGACACACAGCGACACACGGACACACGCACACACAGACACACAGAGCGACACACUGACACAUGGAGCUUCAUGACAGAGCCUGAGAGGUGGUUCGCAGCGUUUAGGAAACCUGGUCUGACAGCAGAGGAGAGGAGGGAGGGGGUGGGGAGGGUGGUGGAACGGUUGUACGGGCGGGGAGGGGGAGGAGAGGAGGGAAGGGGGGAGAGGAGGGAAGGAGAGACAUGAGGGUAGAGGAUGGAGGGGAUGGAGAGGAGGAGAGAUGGGUACAUCUAUUAUAUAUUUGGCAACUUGGAAACACAUGUGUCACUUUUCCCAUAAA
This is a messenger RNA of Aplysia californica (California sea hare), 1331 nucleotides long. RefSeq lists its product as uncharacterized. Lineage: Eukaryota; Metazoa; Mollusca; Gastropoda; Aplysiida; Aplysiidae. The record is from RefSeq and is a predicted model, not a curated record.